AUGGAGGAGUGGAUUCCGCUUCUCGACAUUUUCUCCAAGAGUCCCUCACCGGAAACUCAAGCGUCUCUCUGGUUAGACGAAGCUUCCAUCUCUUCCUCCUCCUCUUCUCCGAUAAACCGGAGCUCAUUUGUGUCACUGCUGAAGAAACAACGCUUCGAUCAGAACUCAUCUCCGUCUUCAAACAAGGUUAUGUUCAUUGAGACGUUACCCAACAUGGUCCAGUCUCGGAUUCUGUCGUUCCUUCUUUACGAUCAAAGGAGGUUUUGCGGUAAGGAUUUGGUUUGGCUAGCGAGGGAGAUGUUGGGUGGCCGUGGUAAGGAGGUUGAUUUCUGGGUUCAGAGAGAUGCACAGAACCUGCUCGAUAUAAUGCCUGAACGAAAAAUCGAUUGGAUAUCUCGUCUAGAUUUGGGUUCAGAUGAUGAGGAUAGUAUUGGGGAAGAGUUUGACUCUGUACCUGAUUGGUUAACUGAGAAGAAGGGUGGUUCUACUGGUGUAAUUCUUCCGUGGCUUCCGGUAUCAUGCGCGGAUGUAGGUUCAGAAACAGUUGUUGUUGAUUCUUGUGAUGAAGAGUAUGUGAUGAGUCAAGGUAGAGAUAAUCUGGAAGUUGAUCAUCGAGAAGCUGUGGAUGAUGACAAUGAUGAUGAGAUUAAUGUUGGUUUACAGCCUGAUGUUCACGAAAUGGCUGUGAACCUUAGAGCUCAGAUUAAGAACUGUGAGUCUAGUUCUGAAGCUUUAACUUUGUGUGAUGAAAUUCGGAAACUUUGCUUGGGGAAAGGUAGGGACUGUUUAAGAGUUUUGGCAUUGGUUGAGCCUUGGAAUGCAGAUGAUGAGACUGCUGCGGUUAUGCUUUCGAAUCUGCAUAACGGAAUUGAGGAAGAAAAGCUUGAAUGGCCAAGCCAGAUUUUAUGCUCAACCGUGCUUCCCAAGUUUUUGUCUCUCGAGAAAUCCCCUUCUCGUGUGUUGAUGUCUGCAACAGUUGAGUUUUGCAAGAUCCACCAAAGAGCAGCUGAGUAUGGUUUGGUGUUCCCUUUGAUACUAAGGAAAGAAGGGAUCAACAGCUUCAUCUGUGAGGUGGUUUCAAGGGUUUUGAAAGAAUGCUGGCACUUGGGUCAUAUCUCUGCUUUUUGCCAGAAGUUGCUCUGUGGAAGAACAGAAGAGAGGAAGUUUAUGCUUCUUCCCUGCCAUAGGGAUCUUAUAUCUGAUGACCUGACGUGGAAUGAAUCACUGUUUAUCUUUUUUCAGAACAUCUUGAUCCACGAAGUCCCUUUAACCCAAGGUUCCGUUGAUUGUCUUGUUUCUAAGGUUCAGGAGAUGGCAGAAAGGUAUUGCAAGUCACUAAAAUUUGGAAACUUCUUGCUACAUUUCGUCGCCAAAUGUGCUCCAAUGCUACAUGCUCACAAGUGUCUGCUGAUAGAAUCUCUUAAGUGUACUAACAGUCUAGUUACUAAGUCUAUCCUAUCGAAACUCAACGCCCUGUAG
This is a messenger RNA of Eruca vesicaria subsp. sativa (arugula), 1479 nucleotides long. NCBI's taxonomy places the organism in Eukaryota, Viridiplantae, Streptophyta, Magnoliopsida, Brassicales, Brassicaceae. The record is from the annotation of a GenBank genome assembly.